Penicillium verrucosum is the source of this 639-nucleotide messenger RNA. RefSeq lists its product as uncharacterized. NCBI's taxonomy places the organism in Eukaryota, Fungi, Ascomycota, Eurotiomycetes, Eurotiales, Aspergillaceae. The coding region runs from base 1 to 639 and encodes 212 amino acids. The transcript has 3 exons. The record is from RefSeq and is a predicted model, not a curated record.
AUGCCUACUACGCGGAAUCGCAAACGGGAGCUUUUGCAAGCCCGUGACCAAGUCAUUGCAGCUAUUGACAAAGUCUACACCAACGCCGAAGAUCACCCCUCCGACCUGAUUUACCCCACCCCACCUCCUACAGAUGAGGAUGGCAAGCACCUCAAUCCCCCGAAGCCCAUUUUCUUUCGACCUCAGGGCGCUACAUGGAAUGCCCCUGUUCUUGUUGCCGACUCCGAAUGUGAGGAAAAGCUAAAGCGCACCACCGAGGGAUGGGAUAACGCCCAGUACCACCCAUCAGUUAGUGGGCUUCAUUCCCAGGUCCGGUAUGUCUAUGCUGCUCUAGAACGGAUGUUCUUCCUGUUCCGCCGGGACUUCCACCGAGGAGACAAUGAAGUCCCACCUAACCUUAGGCAAAAGUCCAAAUGGAUAGCGAGUGGCGGUGAUGAACGAUUGGUUUUCGCCGAGGAAUUCAAAGGAGCUUUGUAUGGAUCGUUACAAUGGUCGGGCUUUACGUUCGUGCCGAAGAAAUUGUCUUAUCCAAAAGGACCACCCUCGCAUACUUUGGUCACGAUUUCGAUUGAACGGGAGCCAAGCGAUGAGCUGUCCCGGGCAGAGGUGAUGACAAUUGCUAGAGCUAUGAUCACAUGA